UACCGCCAGGAGGCAGUAAUGCGGCUGCAAAGAAGAAAAGUACCCAGCAACCUCGACGAAGAGGAAUGGGAGGAGGAAAAGUUGGAGGCCUCAUUUGGUUCCACACAGCUGGCUACAUCUGGAAUAACGCUUUAACUAGGCUUUAAAUAGCACUCGGCCUGGUUUUCUCAUGACAUCCUUCAAAACUGACUCCCACCUCGCAUUAUGUCUGAGAUGAGAGCUUCAACCCAGAGAGAAAGGAAGAAAAAUCUUCUGGAGGCCUACCUUCCUUUGAGGCAUCUGCUAAGAAGACUUCUGCUUCUUAUGGAGUAAAGAUACGGCAAGGAAUAUAUUCAGAUGAAAAAUGCUCUGAGUAUGAACAAAAGAGUCUGCGAGCAGAACUCCAGGACAGCAGAAACGUUCUUGUUUUAGUAGCAAAACAUCAAAAAAUAACAAGCAUCCCUAAAACACAGCAGCAAGAACGUCCCACUGUCCGGACGCUCCUGGACACCUGAUGUCCCACAGACCAAAGAUGGCGUCCGAGAACAUAAAGGACAGAACGCUCCAGCUGACCGUCAGGCUACAGGCUGGAGGAGAAGAGGAGGAGGAGCGGGAUGAAGAUAUCGGAGGUUUAAUCAACUCUGAUGGAGAAGUGGUUGAUUGGGAUGGAAGAAACACUUCUGACCAAGGCUGUGAUUGUGAAGAUGUGUCCCAAUGUAGGAAGAGAGUCAUUCUGUCUACAUCACAGCUGCAAGACCAAAACCAGAUGGACACCAGUGGUCCAACUGUCCUAGUGCAGGUUGUGUCUGAGGAGGAAGAUGAAGAGGAACCAAAGGAGAGAACCGUAAAGAUGAACGCUACCAAACCUUUAAGCUCUGGAAAGAGAUCAAAGCGAAAGAAAAAGAUUCUAGUGGAGCCUUUGGUGAAAUCAGACAUGAGAACAGAUGUUCCUGCAAAUGCUGCAAAGAGAAGAAGCAGAGGACACAUUUCUCAGCCUCCAGUGUCUGGUGAGAACGUAGAGGCAGAUCCAAGAGUGUCAAGGCGUAGCCAAAGAAAGAGAAAGAUUUGCACUUUAACUAAACCAGAGGAAGUAAGCCCAAAACCCACCCGGGUUGUUGCUGCAAGGCGACCUUAUAAAAGAAGAAAAGAUGCUAAACCAGUUGCAAAAGAAGGUGAAACCACAAGUGUGUCAACUGGAAAAAAACGCCCCGGAAGAAAGAUGGUUUGUUUUCCAAUAGAAAUCCCCCCUGAACUCCUAAAAACGCCCAAAGAGAAGAUUGAGUAUCGCUGCUCUGUUUGUGGCAAAGAGUUUCCCCACGCCUACAAACUAGAGCGACAUGAGCUGAUCCACACAGGAGAGAAACCCUACUGCUGCUCCCUCUGUGGUCGGGGUUUUAACCAGAAGGGAAACCUGAAAACGCACUUCAAAGUUCACCUCGGACGUAAAGGCACAGUCGACAAUGAAGUUGAGGAGAAUCCCUCUGCGUCAGAACUUUCAGACUACCUAAAGUCUCUGCCCGGAGAAUCCCAUGUCCGCUCAUCCUUCCUCUGCCUGGAUUGUGGAAAGGAGUGUGAGAGUCAAUCAGCUCUACAAGCGCACCAUAUCACCACUCACGGAGAGACCCCCACUGAAGCCAACACCGCCAAGCACAGCGCGUCACAGUUCCUCUUCUGCCGCCGGUGUGGCAUUCAGUUUGACGAUAAAGAAAAAAUGGAAGAGCACAUGAAAACUCACAUCAAGGAGAAGCCCUACCCAUGCCCUGAUUGCGGGAAGAGGUUCAUAAACGAGAGUUACAUACAAGUCCAUCAGCGCAUACAUACGGGAGAGAGACCAUUCCUCUGUUCACACUGUGGGAAAGGCUUUCACACCGCUUCCUCCCUCAAACUCCACAAGAUGCAGCACUCUGGGGAGAGGCCGUUUGCGUGUUCGAUUUGUGGCAAGACUUUUCGUAUUAACUCCUACCUAAAUGCACAUUACCAGACCCACAUCAAGGACAGGCCGUUCGUUUGUAGAGUGUGUGGAAAAGGCUACUCCCGAGCCGAGGAGCUGAAGGUCCACCUCAGGCUUCACACUGGAGAGCGACCCUACGAGUGCGGGGAAUGUAGGAAGAGCUUUAUUUACCGCCAAGGACUGCGACAGCACCAGCGCACGCACGCUGGGAGGCGCAUCGGGCCGACCAGACAGCUCGGUAGACCCAAACAGCAGGUCAAGCUGGAUAUUUAACAGCUGAUGCGUUUUAGUUGUUAACCGUGUUUGACAAUGUUGCAGUUGUUGCUCUUCCUCUUCCCCAGCUUUCUUCCAUUCCUCCCACUCAAAGCCAAAACACACACUGCUGAAAAUAUGAUUCCUGGCCAUCUAUUUGUGUUUCUUUUUUCUGUGUGUAUUCUGCUCAUGUUUAAUGUUUCCUCUUUGCUAGUAGCCCGUAUGUACAAUUUGAGUGCCUUUGUGUCCUGCAUGCCAAAAAAACAAAAAAAAAACGUUAUUGUUGGGGAUGAACCGAAAAUUUCCCCUGAAGGGCCUUUUCGGUUUUUGGCUGAAACACCUAAAUCACCGAGACAACACGGCCGCAUUAGGCCGUCAGGUGAACCCCGCUUUAGUUUCAUCUCGCUCUACCCUCAAGUGGCAACUUGCUCUUUGCUUCAUAAAAUUGUACAUUCGUACUGAUCUGAAAAGUAAAGUUUUCUCCUUUUA
Nothobranchius furzeri (turquoise killifish) is the source of this 2671-nucleotide messenger RNA. Its product is annotated as zinc finger protein 585A. Gene Ontology annotation, biological process: regulation of transcription by RNA polymerase II. Gene Ontology annotation, molecular function: RNA polymerase II cis-regulatory region sequence-specific DNA binding; DNA-binding transcription factor activity. Lineage: Eukaryota; Metazoa; Chordata; Actinopteri; Cyprinodontiformes; Nothobranchiidae. The record is from RefSeq and is a predicted model, not a curated record.